Drosophila elegans is the source of this 921-nucleotide messenger RNA. RefSeq names its product trichohyalin. The record is from RefSeq and is a predicted model, not a curated record. Bases 1 to 921 code for a protein of 306 amino acids. Lineage: Eukaryota; Metazoa; Arthropoda; Insecta; Diptera; Drosophilidae. The transcript has 2 exons.
AUGCAUUGCCUGCUUCAACUGAGUCUGGCCGUGGCCCUUUGUGCCCUCUUGGCCCCAUCCGCCACCUUGGCCGAACGCCGCAGUGUGUACCGCCUGGGUGGAGCUUCCUCCGCGGACGCUCCUCUGGAGGCCCGCUUCACCUCCUCGAUCGCCAACAAGCUGUCCGCGCUGAAGGGCACCACCACGACGACCACGAUAGCGAGUCUCACCUCCACCGACACGCCCAGUACCACCACAGUGACGUCCUCGCCCAGUGGACCCACCACCUCCACGGGCACUUCCACCACCACCAACACGCCCACUACCACCGGCACUGGCACCGGCACCGGCACCGCCACCACCCGUCGCGCCUUCGGCAGCGGCUUCAACCACGAGGAGAUCGACGAGGAGGAGGACGAGAUGCCCAGGUCCUUCGAGGAGGAGGACGACGACGACGAGGGCGGCAGCUCGGCGGACGAGGACAACGACGAGGACGACGAGGAGAGCUUCUACGUGGACGCCCCCGUGGCCAACAACGCCGUGGUGCAGCCGCAGACCGCCGACUCCGUCGGAUCCGUGGUCCGCCCCACCGAGCUGCAGUGGCGCCAGUUCCAGGCGGAGCAGCGCAACCGGCGGCGCAUCCAGCGCCUCCAGCGGGAGCACAACCAGCGCAUCCGGGCGCUGCUGCGCCGCCAGCGGGCCGCCGAAAAGCGCAGCCAGCAGCAACUGCGCCGCCAGCGCCAGCAGAGCCGUCGUCGCAACUCGCUGCGCCAGCGCCGCAACCGCAACCGCUCCAGGGCGCAGCGCCAGCGCCAGCGCAAGACCCAGAUGAGCCGUCGCCGCCGGCAGCAGCAACAGCGCCAGCGGCGCCACCGCCAGCAGCAGCGCCGCCGCCUCCUGCGCAUCUUGCGCCGCCGUCGCCGCGGCGGUCGUCGCAACUAA